UGAUUCAGGUUCAGUUUUGUUUCUCUGUCACAGCUGCAGAAGGUUUUAAAGAGCCGGAGCUGCGGGAGGAAACCUCACAUGCACCAUGUUUUCCUGGGGAGAGGACUGUCACCAGCUCUUCUGGUCCAAACACUCACCUGUGGACGGGUCAGCGGAGGCCAGGGUUCACCAGUUUAACCCGGGUUAUCUCAUCCGGGGCCUGUCUGCAGGACACAGUGUGCUCAGCUUCAUCAAGACCAACGGACAUGCUUUUAUCAUCCGGACACACGAGAACAAGGACGGAAGAAGAGUCCGAGGGAAACAGAAGUUCGUGCAGUGCAAAGAGAGGAUCCGGGCUGUGAGCGUCACUGAUGACGUCGUGUCCCUGCUGACUGACAGCGGCUCGCUUCUCUGUGUGGACACAACGCGCCCCCCCUUCACACCAAGGCCGGUGAAGGAGUUGUGUAACAUACCUGUUUGUCAGGUGGCGUGUGGGAGUCAACACUCAGUCGCCCUGACCAACGAUGGCCGGGUGUUCACGUGGGGUCAGGACUCCAGGGGUCAGCUGGGUCUCGGGCAGGGGAAGCCCUUCGCCAACUCGCCCCAGCAGCUCCGCCCCCUGUCGUCGACCCCGCUGGUUCACGUGGCGGCGGGGGGGGAGCAGAGCUUCGCCCUCUCUGUCAGUGGGGGGGUGUUCGGCUGGGGCAGAAACGACCGUGGGCAGCUCGGGCUGGGAGACACAACAGACAGACGGACGCCAGCUCCGGUUAAAGGUCUGAACAUGAAGGGAACUGUUCUCAUUUCCUGUGGGAAGGAUCACACUGCUGCUCUAACUAAGGAUGGAUCUGUGUUUACGUUCGGCUCGGGGGAGUUCGGGCAGCUCGGGCACAACUCGUUCUCUGAUCAGCUCCGUCCUCGUCUUGUUGCCGAGCUGUUGGGGGCAAAGGUCACCGAGAUCGCAUGUGGACUAAACCACACGUUAGUGUCCACAGACGCCAAGAAGGUUUACUCCUUUGGGUGUGGAGAGCAAGGGCAGCUGGGACACGGAGGCGAGAGUCAUCCGUCUGUGCCGCUCCCCGUUCAACUGCCACAAGGCAGCAGUGAUGGUCCCAAUAUUAGAAACAUCUUCGCAGGAGGAAACUGUUCAUUUGCGACAUGCUCGUCUAAUGAGGAGCCAAACACUGACGGGGUCAGUAAUGCGUCACAGUCUUGUCUUGAUGACAAGAUCGACAAAUGGACGACUAAAUGUGAUCCAAAAACCUGGAAAAAGAUAAAACAUGAAAUCCACAGGAGUUUUUCCACAGCAUCUUGUAUGAAUCAAAGUUUCCUUGAGAAAAGAAAUGAAAAACAUUUCCAGACCUCAUCAAAGUACCACGGCGUGAACUUGUCGCUUGCACGACUCGCUUUCAAGAAACUGGUGAAGAACGACGAUGUUUUGGCAGAGGUGGCGGCUGCUGUCCUGCAGCUGCUUCCCUCCUUCGUGGAUCCAGUGGGAGUGGAGGGGUUGAGGAUCUUCUUGCUUCUCAAUGAUCUUCUUCACGUGAUCCAGAAGCUCCAUCGGCCACAGAGCACCGAGCUCGCUCAGGCCGUCGCUGCUGCCGUUCUGAAGCUGUCUGCUGAGAACCUUCAGGUCAUAGGAAACUGGUGGACCACACUGUCAGCCUCCACCAUAUCUGCAUAUGUUAGGGUUUGGAAGAAAUCCCUCUCAGACAUGCUGUCCUCAAGCCCUGAUCCUCCUCGCUCCGGAUUCCAAAAUCUGUUACAAGUCCUCCAGCACAUGUACAAUGCCAACAGCAGGAUAUCAGAGUCUCAAAGGCUGCCAGACAGCGACUUCUAUUUGCUCAUGACCCCAAUCUUUCUUAGUUUGGAUCUGCGUCAAUGGGUUUUACAGAUGAAACGCAAGAUGAUGGAUGCUGAGCCUCUUAUCGUUGGUAGAUUUCCAAUUGUGAUGGAUCUGAAAUCAAAGAAAUGGAUUCUUGAUGUUUUUGCUGAAGCCAUCAAGUUGCAUACCCCUGGACUAGAACAUCUGCUUGCUGAAGAUUCGCUUUUUAAACUGGAGCUGAGACGAGCAUCCAUUUCAGAAGACACUUUUGAACAACUGGAUGCUGUUCUUCACGAGGACUACAAAAAAAGACUUGUGGUCUUUUUUGAUGAGAACUUUACGCGAAGCAAUGUCAACAUCAGCGACUUUUUUCAUGACGUCUUUCACAAGCUGAUGUCCGACAAAUCGGGGAUGGUCACUUUCAAUGACUCCGGAAGACUUGCAUGGUUCCCUUCCAACGCAACACACGACCACCACAGGUACUUCCUGUUUGGAGUUCUGUGUGGAUUGGCUUUGCACAACCAGUGCCUCAUACACCUCCCGUUCCCAAUGGCUCUGUUCAAGAAGCUGCUCGGGGUGAAGCCUUCGCUGGAGGACAUGAUGGAAUUCAGUCCGGACGUCGGAAAGAGUCUGCUGUCCAUCCUGGAAGAAUCUGGUGACGAAUACUUUGAAGGACUGGACUAUCCGUUUUCAAUCAGCUGGGAUGGGACAGACGUUGACCUUGAUCCCACAAACCCUGAAAAAACCGUGACAAGUCAAAACAAGAAGGAGUUUGUGGACGCCUACGUGAAUCACGCCUUCAACACAUCUGUGGAGAGUGUGUUUCUGGAGUUCAAGCGAGGCUUCUACACGGUUUACGACCGGGACUUGUUGAAGGUGUUGCGACCAGAGGAGCUGCAGGAAGUCCUGUUGGGAAAAGACUUCUGUGACUGGGAAAAGCUGAAACAGAACACACUAUACGGAAGUCCGUACCAUGUUGACCACCCCAACAUGCAGAUGUUUUGGGAGGUUUUUGAUGAACUAACCGAGGAUCAGAAGAAGAAGCUCCUUUGGUUUGUGACCGGUUUUGAAAGGUUGCCUAUUCUUGGCAAUGAAAGGAUGACCAUCAGGCUCAAGUACGUCGGUGACGUCUCUCAGGACCAGUUCUACCCUGAAGCACUCACGUGCCACUCUUUUCUGGAUCUGCCCCUGUACUCAACCAGGGAGAUUAUGAGAACCAAGCUGACAGAGGCCCUGAGCAACGGUAGAAGAAGCUACAACUGAAGGUGGAACUCUGCCUUAGUGAAACGUAGGGAAAACACUCUGUAAAUCGACCAAAGACCAUUGUACUGUACCUGCACCUGUUUACUGGCUCAUGACAUUCUUUAGAGGGCGUGUGGACUAAGUGGUUGUAUAACAAUAAUUAAUGCCUCACAGUAAAAAUCUAUGUAUGUAGAGAAGUCUAAAAUAAAUAGGGGUGAUAAAUAUUUUUGUUUAUGUUUUUCUAGGUACAUUAUUUAAUUAAACUGCAAACUUGUCCUGGGAACUUGUAGAAAAUACAUGUGUGUGUGUGCACGGCAGUCACUUUUUUUAUUCGUGUUAUAAUUUUCAUUGUUCAGACAUUUUAUUGAGGGUGACUUCAUUAACUGUAAAGAAAAUGUUGUAUUUGUGCCAAUCUGCGGAAGAAAUGUUUAUUCUCUGUGAGGCUGCGUCUGGGCGAUAAAUCAAAAAAGGAGAUCCAAUAUGCUUUUAGUGCCUUAAUUGCCUUUUAGCUUCUAAUUGAUCUAAGUCUUUCAGAGCAUUUAAAAGGAAAUUAACAGCAACUAACGACCUUUUGCUCGAACUAUGACCAUUCUUAUAUAUAUGGGAUUCAACAGUAUUGAUAUUGAUAUUGUCUGUAAACUGUUGACUGGAUUUCUCAGGUUGGAUGUAGAGCAAUAUUUGAAGAGAGAUUGUAGAGAUUCUUCAUAAACGAUGGGUAUUUAUUAUGUUGAGUAACAACUGCUGACAUCCUUCAAUUGUGCAGAUGUUUACGUGUUCGCUGUUUUUUUUUCUUUCUUUAAAUUAAAUUAAAUUAAAUUAAAUUAAAAUGACACUGAUGUGGAAAAUAACAAAAGAAAUCUGACAUUUGUUUGAAUAACUUAA
Molecule: messenger RNA, 3925 nt
Organism: Limanda limanda (common dab)
Lineage: Eukaryota; Metazoa; Chordata; Actinopteri; Pleuronectiformes; Pleuronectidae
Product: probable E3 ubiquitin-protein ligase HERC4
Exons: 23
Coding region: 86-3064 (992 amino acids)
Biological process (GO): protein ubiquitination; ubiquitin-dependent protein catabolic process
Molecular function (GO): ubiquitin protein ligase activity
Source: RefSeq, a predicted model, not a curated record